AUGGACAGCUCGCGCCACGGCACGUGGGCCCGCCACUGCCGUCCGCCGGCCGCCGGCGCCGACGCGUCGCUGCUGGUGGCGCUGCAGAGCCAGGGCCUGCGGGUGACCUGCAGUGCGCACGGGUGGAACCAGCGCGCCCACCCGGCCGACGCCUGGGUCGACGGCCGGCCGCCGCCGCGGCUCGGUCCGCGCCCGUGGCAGCCAGAGUCGGAACGGACGGCCGCGCGCGCCGGCACCUCCCUGCCGUGCUCGCCAGGCCGCUCCUCCGACGAGGGCUGCACCAGCCACGACAGCCUCACCGACUCGUCUCGGCCCGGCACCAGCAGCGACGAGGACACCGACAACAGUUUCGUGCUCGACUGCAGCCGGCCGACGCAGCGGCCGCGGCGCACGCGGCACUGCCACCGGCCAGCGCCGGAGCCGCCGGCGCGGCCCGGCACCCCGCGGCCGCCGCUCCGACACCGGGAGCACAGCAACGAGUUCCACAUGGUCAAAAUCAAAAUGUCCAAGGUGUACCACAUCAGCUCACAAAACGAGGCGGCGCGCCGGCGCGAGGUCUCCGUCAGCGAGCUGGUGCCGCCGCCGGCGCACCGUCCGCCGCCGCUGGCCCGGUCGGUCAGCGCUACCCUGACCGGCGAGCGGCGCCUGCUGCCGGCAGCUACCAGCACGAUGCCGCGGCCGCCGUCAGCCGGAGAGCCGUUCAAACCGGCGGCGUUCGGCGCCGCUCUGCUGCCGCUCGACGACCGCCACUCGCCUCCCGAGUGCGGUCCUCCGCAUCCACCGCCCCCGCCGGCGCCCGAGACCGGCCGCGACCGACCGGCACCGGCGCCGCCUCCGCCGCCGGGCAGGGCCGGCCAGCCCCGCGGCGUGCGCGCUCUGCCCUUCCCGCUCAACAAGAAAAACGGCAAGAUCCACUACCAGUGCAACCAGUGCUGGAAGACGUUCGGCCAGCUCAGCAACCUCAAGGUGCACCUGCGCACGCACAGCGGCGAGCGACCCUUCACCUGCCAGGUGUGCGGCAAGAGCUUCACUCAGCUAGCUCACCUGCAGAAACACAACCUGGUGCACACAGGAGAGCGGCCGCACAAGUGCCACAUGUGCGGCAAGCGUUUCAGCUCCACCUCCAACCUGAAGACCCACAUGCGGAUCCACUCUGGCGAGCGGCCGUACGCGUGCAACCAGUGUCCGUCGCGGUUCACGCAGCUGGUGCACCUGAAGCUGCACCUGUGGCUGCACACGGGCGAACGGCCGUUCGUGUGCACCAGCUGCGGCCGGCGCUACGUCAGCACGUCGGGUCUGCGCAGCCACCAGAAGACCUCGUUCUGCGGCCGGCUGGCGCCCGCCGAGGCCCACGGCGGCCCGACCGGCACUCCGCCGGCACCCCAGUGGGGCUAG
This is a messenger RNA of Amphibalanus amphitrite, 1395 nucleotides long. RefSeq names its product PR domain zinc finger protein 1-like. Gene Ontology annotation, biological process: regulation of transcription by RNA polymerase II; cell fate commitment. The record is from RefSeq and is a predicted model, not a curated record. Gene Ontology annotation, molecular function: RNA polymerase II cis-regulatory region sequence-specific DNA binding; DNA-binding transcription factor activity; histone deacetylase binding. Gene Ontology annotation, cellular component: cytoplasm; nucleus. The transcript is spliced from 4 exons. Bases 1 to 1395 code for a protein of 464 amino acids. NCBI's taxonomy places the organism in Eukaryota, Metazoa, Arthropoda, Thecostraca, Balanomorpha, Balanidae.